This is a messenger RNA of Rattus norvegicus (Norway rat), 2667 nucleotides long. RefSeq names its product Bardet-Biedl syndrome 10 (gene Bbs10). Gene Ontology annotation, molecular function: RNA polymerase II-specific DNA-binding transcription factor binding; ATP binding. The transcript is spliced from 2 exons. The record is from RefSeq and is marked provisional. The coding region runs from base 49 to 2190 and encodes 713 amino acids. Lineage: Eukaryota; Metazoa; Chordata; Mammalia; Rodentia; Muridae. Gene Ontology annotation, biological process: non-motile cilium assembly; chaperone-mediated protein complex assembly; photoreceptor cell maintenance.
CAUCGGUCCUGACCUUCUAAAGAAGUAUUUACCCACAGCUCCGUUUCCAUGGCGUCCCAGGGGUCUGUGACAGCGGCACUGCGGGUGGCUGAGGUGCUGGAAACCAUCGCGAACCGCUGCGUGGGGCCCGAGGGCGGCCUGGUGUUGUGUACGAAGCCCACCGGCGAGGUGCUGCUUAGCAGGGAUGGAGGUUGCCUCCUGGAGGCGCUGCACUUAGAGCAUCCCUUAGCCAGGAUGAUAGUGGCGUGUGUUUCCAGUCACCUUAAAAAAACAGGAGAUGGUGCUAAAACAUUUAUUAUUUUUCUUUGCCAUUUACUCAGAGGACUUCAUGCAAUCGGAGAAAAAGAAAAAGACUCAUUCACUUCUGAAGAUAUUCAGAGCCAUGAAAGGCAUUGGAAAAACUGCUGCCAGUGGAAAUCUAUUUCCCGGGCUCUGCUAAGGUUUCAGACACAAACGUUAGGUUGUAUUGUAGACCAACAUUUAAGCAGGCACUACCUCUCUGCCUUUUCUUCAUCUGCUGAAGGAAGAACACUGUGCAGGCGCUCUCUGGAGUUGCUCCUGGAACCAUACUUUUGUGGAAGAGUGGGAAGAAACAACCACAGAUUCAUUUCACAGUUGAUGUGUGACUACGUUUUCAAGUGUAUGGCUUGUGAAAGUGGGAUUGAAGUAUUUGAGUUUUUGGACAACUGUUUUGUGGAGUUGAAUGUUGGCGUGACAGGCCUUCCUGUUUCAGAGUCUAGAAUUGUGGAUGGCCUUGUGCUUCCCAGAGACUUUUCUGUGUACUGCCCAGCAGAUGGUGGCAUUAGGAUGGUGAUAGUAACCGAAAUCCUCCAGCCUCUGUUUUCAUCGUCUAGCUCGGAAUUUGUUCUCGACUCAGAAACACAGUUUCAGGCAUCUCAGAGUUGGAUCAUGGACAGGACAAAAACCGUAAUGAACCACCUGCGUAGUCAUAAUGUAAAACUGCUCCUGUCCAGUGUGAAGCAACCAGACCUAGUUACUUAUUGUGCAAGACUAAAUAGCAUCUCAGUGGUGGAGUGUUUAUCAUCUGAGGAAGUUUCUCUCGUCCAGAGGAUCACCGGUCUUUCUCCUUGUGUCCUACCAGAGCUCGCUUCACAGUGUCACAUUGCUGACAGUGCUUUGGUGAGGUUUUGUAAACCCCUCAUCGUUAGGUCCGGAAGGUAUGCUCAUCUCGGCUUGGUUAGCACGUGUGCAUUCGUACCUCACUGUGUAGUCCUUUGUGGACCAGUUCUGGGUCUUGUUCAACAGCAUGAGAGUGCUUUCCAUGGAGCCUUUAAGAUGCUUCGGCAGCUGUUCACUGACCUCGAUCUAAAUUGCAUGAUACAGACCAAAGAGCGACGUAACCCGAGCCCUCUUGCUGACAGCAGUAACAGAGAGAGCAGUCACUCACCCAAAACUGGUAAGUAUCAGGACGUAGUAGCAAAGAACAAAGAUAAACUGGAAACUCAAACACGUUUAGAAGUAUAUCCACGUCUGGGGGCUUCGGAUACAGAAUUGAUAACAUGUAAGCUGUGGUCAGCACACAAGGAGACAUCAAUAGAUCCAUCCCAAACAAAUGAAAUACCGAAGCGCUUAUCUCCAGAAAAAAGUAGGAUAGUUGAUAACUGUGAAGUGUUCCUUGAAAAUAAUCCCACUGGAAAUCCUACAGCAGAAGACACUAGGACAGAAAUGUCUUUCAAACAUUUACAGGUCGCAGAUAAUCCUGGAGAAGGGUACACAUUGCCAGUGACAUACAAGUCCCCAGAUACCUGUCCUUCCCAGGCUCACUGUUCAUCAGCUGUACCAGCAGGCUGUGUUCUGCCCGUGGGUGGACAUUUUGAGAUUUUGAUGCAUUUCUACCUUCUCAACUACGCCAAGCAAUGCCGGCAAUCAGACGACGCUGUCAUCAGCAUGUUAAUAGCUAAUGCUCUUCUAGGUGUCCCUAAAAUCCUUUAUAAGCCCAAGAAGGGAAAAGACAGUUUCCCACACAUAUACACUCGGGCUCUCCGUGCACUGCAAACCAGGCAACCCAUAGUAAGUGGUCAGUCAGGCUUCGAGUCAGUAGCUGGUAAGUACCAAUUACUAACUUCAGUUCUUCAGUGUUUGAUGAAAAUAUUAACCAUUGAUUUAAUAAUCAACGUCAAGAGACAGCCUCAGAAAACUGGUGACCAAGAAUCAGAAGACGAACUUUAACACUCAGGUUUUUUUUGUUGUUGUUUUUUGUUGUUGUUGUUGUUGUUGUUGAUGUUGUUGCUCGAACUUUCAGUCUAUGGCCAGGGAGAUGGCCCAGUGAGCAAAAGCAUUUAAUGCCAAACCUGACUACCUGGGGUCAACACCCAGGGUGGAAGGAGAGGAUGAAGGAAAAAUGUAUUCAUCUCAAGGUAAAUAUUAAAACAGGCUUCUGGCUGGCUUUGGAGCCAAUCCUGUCCUUAAAUACAUUGAGUCCAGCAGACCAUUCAGACACAGAGAUCAGCUCUGUGGAACAAAACCUGGCUAAAUAUCUCUCCUUCCUGUCUCGGGUCUCUGCUAGUCUCUGUGUAAGGAAGGUUGUGUCUAUAUUUCCCCUUUCUGUAUCUUUUUUUCCACUUCAUUUCCUUGAACUUUCUGUCUGUCAUAGAGCCAGGUAAUCUCCUGACUAUGUAAAGCAGUAAAUAAAAGUCAAAUUUCCCU